Molecule: messenger RNA, 2073 nt
Organism: Vitis vinifera (wine grape)
Lineage: Eukaryota; Viridiplantae; Streptophyta; Magnoliopsida; Vitales; Vitaceae
Product: lysine histidine transporter 1
Exons: 7
Coding region: 248-1558 (436 amino acids)
Cellular component (GO): plasma membrane
Source: RefSeq, a predicted model, not a curated record
CCCUAAAAAACGGAGAUUGAAUCUGUAAACAGUAACAAUAUCAACCAAACUGUCUCGAGACAAAUUCAAAUUUCCUUUACAAGUGGAAGGAAUUCUAACGACUUUUACACGUAUAGUGCAGUGUCACACCCCUUCUAGAAAUAUUUGAACCUCCAUACAUGUAUAUGUAUUUGCUUCAGUUGUUUCUCAAUGCAGAGGCUUUGAGUUGUAGUUGAGGUCUGAGUAAUCAAAUCCUUGAGAAAAAAAAAUGUUGGAGGAUGAGCAGAAGGCUAGUAGAGGCAAGGACAUUGACAAUUGGCUCCCGAUCACGUCGUCCCGAGACGCCAAAUGGUGGUAUUCUGCAUUCCACAAUGUGACUGCCAUGGUUGGGUCUGGUGUCCUCGCCCUCCCUUAUGCUAUGGCAGGGCUUGGAUGGGGCCCAGGGGUGGUUAUUCUUAUACUUUCAUGGAUCAUCACUUUGUACACUCUAUGGCAAAUGGUUGAGAUGCAUGAAAUGGUUCCCGGGAAGCGGUUUGAUAGAUACCAUGAGCUAGGACAGCAUGCCUUCGGUGAAAAGCUUGGCCUCUGGGUUGUGGUGCCUCAACAGUUGGUUGUAGAAGUGGGUGUUGACAUUGUGUACAUGGUCACCGGAGGCAAAUCCUUGCAGAAGUUCUACAAUAUUGUUUGUUCUGACUGCCGACGGCUCAGGACCACCUACUUCAUCAUGAUAUUUGCUUCUUGUCACUUUGUCCUCUCCCAUUUGCCCAACUUCAACUCCAUUAGCGGCGUCUCAUUUUCUGCAGCAGCAAUGUCCUUAACUUACUCGACUAUCGCUUGGAUAGGUUCAGCUCAUAAGGGUGUCGUAGCAGAUGUUGACUACAAAUACAAAGAUUCGACCACAACUGGAAAAUUCUUCCACUUCUGUCAUGCCUUGGGUGAAGUAGCAUUUGCCUAUGCUGGUCACAAUGUGGUGUUGGAGAUCCAAGCUACAAUUCCUUCCACCCCUGAGAAGCCUUCCAAGGGACCCAUGUGGAAAGGAGUCAUGUUUGCUUACAUGAUUGUUGCCAUCUGCUACUUCCCUGUUGCUUUAGUUGGGUAUCGGGUGUUUGGGAACAGCGUUGCUGACAAUAUCCUUAUCACACUCGAGAAACCCGGUUGGCUUAUUGCCGCAGCCAACAUUUUUGUUGUCAUCCACGUUGUUGGAAGCUACCAGAUAUAUGCGAUUCCGGUGUUUGACAUGAUGGAAACACUCCUGGUGAAGAAACUGAAAUUCACACCAUGUUUCAGGCUUCGUCUUAUUACCCGCACUUCAUAUGUUGCUUUUACGAUGUUCAUUGCUAUGAUGAUCCCUUUCUUUGGUAGUCUCAUGGCGUUCUUGGGAGGGUUGGCUUUUGCACCCACAACAUACUUUCUCCCCUGCAUCAUGUGGCUUGCUGUUUACAAGCCCAAGAUGUUUAGCUUAUCAUGGUGUUCAAAUUGGAUCUGCAUUGUGCUGGGAGUAGUAUUGAUGAUUUUAGCUCCCAUUGGUGCACUAAGGCAGAUCAUCCUUCAAGCCAAGACCUACAAAUUGUUCUCGUGAUUUUCUUCCCACUGCAGUAAGGAUUGGAUUGACUCGCAAAGAAUUUCAAUAUCAGAUGGUGAUGAUUUUGACUUCAACUAUUCAUUUUAACAUCAAAUUUCAUGAUGUUUCUUCUAGGAACCAACUGCAAAAUUUUGAAUCUCCUUGCUGGGUCUUAUAGUUUCUCUCUGUCGUUUUCAUUUGCUUUUAGAGACCUCUAUUGAAUAUAUGUUUCCAACUUGGCAAAAAUGUCUGGAAUUUCAAUCCUCCCAAUCCUUUAGUACAAAGGGUUAUUGAUCCUAGCUUCUACCAUGCAUUAGUACUAAAAUGGAUUUGAGUAGGGACCACAAUGACGUGCUCACGGAAGGGUUUAGAAUAAAGAUAAACGAGUUUGAGACGAAAUUAGAAAGUUUUAAAAAACCUGGGAUGAAGUUGGGGCUAGUUUAGAUAUGACUUUCUCAUGUCCUUGUUCGCUCCAAUUAUACAUAAUUUUAAAUAAAAAUUAUUUUUGUUUCGUUUACCAACUUUUUUGGCAU